This is a messenger RNA of Gastrolobium bilobum, 1108 nucleotides long. Its product is annotated as S-adenosylmethionine decarboxylase proenzyme 4-like. The transcript has a single exon. Lineage: Eukaryota; Viridiplantae; Streptophyta; Magnoliopsida; Fabales; Fabaceae. Bases 1 to 1068 code for a protein of 355 amino acids. Gene Ontology annotation, molecular function: adenosylmethionine decarboxylase activity. Gene Ontology annotation, biological process: spermine biosynthetic process; spermidine biosynthetic process. The record is from RefSeq and is a predicted model, not a curated record. Gene Ontology annotation, cellular component: cytosol.
AUGGCAGUCUCUGGUUUUGAAGGGUUCGAGAAACGGUUGGAACUCCAUUUCUUUGGUGAUGAUCCAACCAUCCUCCAACUUGGUCUUAGAAAACUUGACUUUGAAUCCAUACAACAAACCCUACAAGCUGUCCAAUGCACGGUGGUUUCAGCUGUUGGAAACUCCUACUUUGAUGCUUAUGUGUUAUCAGAAUCAAGCCUAUUUAUCUACCCAACAAAGAUCAUCAUCAAAACUUGUGGAACAACCCAACUUCUCAAAUCAAUUUGUCCCUUGAUCUACCAUGCACAGAAUCACCUAGGCCUCACUCUCUCCUCUUGCCGCUACACAAGAGGUAGCUUCAUCUUCCCUAACUCACAACCUUUCCCUCACACAAGCUUCGAAGACGAAGUUACCUACUUGGAAAACACUCUCCCUCCAAACCUCUGCUAUAGAAAAGCCUCCAUCAUGCCCUCAAAAUCUUCUUCCCAUUCAUGGCACGUUUUCACUGCGACAAGUCACGAGUCUGAUCACGUGCCUUAUGACGACCAUAACGAAACAGAACCAUACACCAUCGAAAUUUGCAUGACAGAGCUCGACCCCAUCUUAGCCCGUAAGUUCUUCCGGCGACCGGGGGAUGGAAAAACCGGCGACUCUGCCGGGAAGGAAAUGACAGAGCUCACAGGAAUCAAUGAAAUCAACAAGGAUGCACUCUUAUGUGAUUUUGCAUUCGACCCUUGUGGCUACUCCAUGAAUGGCAUGGAUGGUGAAUGGUACUCCACCAUUCAUGUAACCCCAGAGGAUGGUUACAGCUAUGCAAGCUUUGAAUGCGUGGGGUCCAUGUCAAUGAACGAUGAUAUAGUCCACGUGUUGAGGAAGGUUGUUCAGAUUUUCCGACCAGGGACUAUGUCGGUGUCUACGACAACGACAUGUAACAGCAGCUAUAAGAAUGAAAUGUGGACGAGGGUGGUGGUGGGUGCGGUGGAGCCUCUGGGGUUGAAAUGUAGGAGUUGUGCGAUGGAUCAGUUUCCGGCAGCAGGUAGUGUUGUCUUUCAAACGUUUUCAGGUCUUCGCCGGAAAAGUGCACAGUAGAUAGGAAUGAACGAGUUUAGAAGGUUAGUUUAAAAUUUUA